This is a messenger RNA of Grammomys surdaster, 3929 nucleotides long. It is a transcript of the gene Nanos1, whose product is annotated as nanos C2HC-type zinc finger 1. The transcript has a single exon. Lineage: Eukaryota; Metazoa; Chordata; Mammalia; Rodentia; Muridae. Gene Ontology annotation, cellular component: perinuclear region of cytoplasm. Gene Ontology annotation, biological process: oogenesis; negative regulation of translation. Gene Ontology annotation, molecular function: mRNA binding; zinc ion binding. The coding region runs from base 274 to 1065 and encodes 263 amino acids. The record is from RefSeq and is a predicted model, not a curated record.
GCGCGCGGGGCGCAGGAAGCGCGCGGGGCUGGAGAAGAGCGCGCGCCCGCCUCCGCUCCGCCUCCGUCCGGGGGCGCGGGCGCAGUGGCCCGGGCGGAGGAUCGCAGGGGGCAGGGCCGAGACAGCGAGGAGGGGCACGGGAGAAAGCGGGAGCGAUAAAAGGAAGCCAGGCUACCCCACCCUGCGGCAGGCCAGCGGGCAGGCUCCUGCGUCCCUUCCGUCCGGCCCUUGCCGGCGGCGGCGGCGGGGAGGCGCGCGGCCCGCUGCCGGCCCAUGGAGGCUUUCCCUUGGGCGCCACGCUCGCCCCGCCGCGCCCGCGCCCCCGCGCCUAUGGCGCUCGUGCCCAGCGCCCGCUACGUGAGCGCCUCGGGCCCGGUGCACCCGCAGCCCUUCAGCUCCUGGAACGACUACCUGGGGCUAGCCACGCUCAUCACCAGGGCUAGCGACCGCGGCUCCCCGCAUGAGGGGCCCGGGCCCACGGCGGCGGGGCCCACGCUGGGGCCGCCCGAGGACGACGAAGAUGAUGACGGCGAUGAGCCGGAGGCCGGGGGCCGCUACCUGGGCGGCGCGUUGGAACUGCGCGCGCUAGAGCUGUGCGCCCGCCCCGCUGAGGCCGGGUUGCUGGAGGAGCGCUUCGCUGAGCUGAACCCGUUUGCAGGGCGCGCCGCCGCGGUGCUGCUGGGCUGUGCGCCCUCCGCCUCCGCCGUCUCCGCGGCCGAAGUGACGCCGCGCGAAGAGCCGAGCCCUGCGUGGGCUGCUGAGCCUCGUCUGCACGCGGCCUCCGGGGCGACCGCCGCGCGUCUGCUGAAACCGGAGCUUCAGGUGUGUGUGUUCUGCCGGAACAACAAGGAGGCGGUGGCGCUCUACACCACACACAUCCUCAAGGGCCCGGACGGCCGGGUUCUGUGCCCGGUCCUGCGCCGCUACACGUGCCCCCUGUGCGGCGCCAGCGGCGACAACGCACACACCAUCAAGUAUUGCCCGCUCUCCAAAGUGCCACCGCCCACCGUCCGUCCGCCGCCGCGCAGCAACAAGGACAGCCUGCCCAGCAAGAAGCUGCGCUAGGAGCAGGCUGCAUCGAGCUGCGUACACCUGAAACCUGCGUUCCUCUCCCUUGGCUCAACUUGGGAAGUCGUCUUGGUUUUUGAUCCCGCAGGGGCGCAGCACUUUCUUGUGGUGUGGUCGAUCUCUGACGUUGAAAUCUUGAAUUUUGUCCCUAGUUUCUAAAACGCGCAUCCAGAACGGUGAGGGCUGUGCGGGUGUACCACUGGUUGAAGUGCGGUGAAUGAGGCGCUGUUUACUGUAUACGUCGGCCUAUUUUAGGUGCGCAUCCGUAUGAAAUUGUCUCUUAUCUUGGAUGUUUCGUUUUAUGAAUGGAGGCACUUUAUUAGGUCUAGAGUAUUUUUAAUAGCCUCUGAACUGAGUGUAAAACUAACAAUUGUAUGGAAUGUCGGGAAAAAUGACUAUUUUAUUGUUUGAUGCAAUUUAUUUAUUUUAGUUUGUCAUUCUAAUUGCAGGUAAAGCAAUUUAGUAUACUUCCCAGUAUUGAGAGGGUGUUCCUCCUCGUUGUUUGUUUCUGUCCUAGAUGGGAGGUUUGAAGGCACAAUCUGUAGCAGGUAGAAUACAGUUCCUUAUCCUUUUGUGCAUCAGGUAUUCUACUGAAUUAGCAAGUAGGCCUUCCAACCCUUAAAAUUGUGCCAAGGCUUAAUCAUAUCGUGUACAUAUUUGGAAAUGGUGCUGUUUAAGAGACGUGUAUUUAUACAGUGACAGUAUUAUGAAUCCAUUUAUCUCCCCUGUAACUCCUAUUUAGCAUUUUCUCUAUGCACCACCCGAUGGUCCAAUUCUUUGUGUCUGAUGCUAAGACAUUUCCUCCUCAGAAAGGAGGAAACCUUUAUAGAGCAGUGUUAACCCACCUUGAUUGCUCAAGUUCAGGGUUCCUAAAUAGAAAAUGGGGAACUAUAAUGCAAUAACUCAGUUCCAAAGGGUUCUACUCUGGGCUAUUUACCUUCCAAUUUACAGAGGGUGUACUCGAAUAAACACCACUUCAAGGCUGUAAUAAUUGCUGUUGGAUACAAGUACCAUAACCUCCCGCUUGGUGGUCCCACUAUUACUGAGAGACCCUUGUCUGCUUCCAGAACCCCAAAAUAUCUUCAUGCAAAAGUUCCUAACCCUUUCCAGUACUCCUGUAAACCCAUCAUACUGAAUGCUGGAAUAUGGCACAAAACUGACAUCUAGACAGAGGAGACAAAGGUAAAGGUGAAUUAAGAUAAAUUCAGAUAUGCAUCAACACCACUAUCUGCAAAUAUCAGCCAAGAGAUUAAGUAUAUAAAGCUUUCAAUAGUCAGAUUUAGCUAGGAAUACUGGGAGUAUUGCCUUUCAUUUGCUUUCUGUAUAAAAGAGAAAUGUGAAAAUACUGACAGCUGUGAGCCCUAUCGGUAAAAAGGAGGACAUUCUUAGCAAGGAAGAAAGCUAUCCCUGUUAGUUACAACCCCACAUUCUCUGGGCCUAAACUUAAUAAAACCAUGUUCCUCGUUAUUUUGCUAAAAUACCACUUGUUUUGAGGUGAAGUUUUUCAAGUCAACAUAAAUUCGCAUCCUCUAACUGAUCUGCCUUUUCAAAAAGGUAUUCUCAAUAUCAAAAGCAAGAUCAAGUCAGAAUUGCUGUAAUCCCAUCAGACAUUUCCCAAGGCACGUAUGUAUGGUGCCAGUAUGUAAGUACAUUAGCUGAACCACGAACACAUGUACCUAAUGCUAACUUUUAACUUUUGGCAUCUUACUAAAACUAAAGGCUGCAGAAACUGGCAUUCCUGUUCCGUGGUAUUGAGAGGGCUCUGGAAAAUAUCCUGUUAGGUAGGUGUUAUAUUUACAGGGAGAUAGCUGCCAAGAAAGUGCUUCUAAACACGGAGGACUCAAUACAUACAUAAAAAUAAGGGAAUAGUGGUGUGCCUACAACCCCAGUGCUGAGGCAGAGGCCAGCCUUGCUACAUGGAUGAGCUCCAGGUCUGCAUCAAAAGUAUCUCAUAAACUAGGUGGUCAUCUGAAGUUGGGACCUCCAUACUCAUCUGCAAAUUUGGGGUAAUUUAAGCCAAAGGUAGCUGUGGUUGCAUCACUGGGGAGGCAGGGCCCUCUGCCUGGAUUCACUAGCAAGGAAUUCACUAGCUCCAGGUAUGGAAAACUCCAGAUUCAAAGAAACACCUUGAAUAGUAUGGUUGAGUAGGGCAACCCUUGACCUCUGACCUCCAUGUCCACAUAAAAUUGUAUCCCACAGAGUGUUCUCCAACCCAUGCCAAGUCUGUUUCCCAGUUAACAUAUACUGAAAGUGUGCAAGCAAAAAAAAGUACUUGUUUUUCUAGUGUUUUAGAGCAAAUAAACUUAGCCCUAAAAAUAAUCAGUCCUUUAAUCCUGACACUCAGGAGGCAGAGGAAAGGCUAAGCAAUCCUUGGAAUGCAAUGUUUUGCAAAGGGUUUUGCAAAAAUGUUUACAGUAGAUAUCCAAGUUUAGGACAUGGGUAUAGCUCAAUGAUAAGAGCACUUGCCUAGAAUGCACAAAACCCUAGGAUCAAUACCCAUUAUUAAAGGGACAAAAAUGAAAACUUAAAACCCUAAGUUUCAUGUAAUGCUUUGAUAAAGCUGGUUUCUGCCUAAGAAUGCACUGUGGAUCCGGCUAGACCACAAAGAGCACAGCAUUGUAACAGCUUCACCAUGGGCAGAGGCACAGGUGGUGCUGUGGUUUAGCCUGCAUUUGUCUAUCCAAACUUGUUAAUUUUAACAGCUUUUUUUUUUUGUACUUUAUUUUUCCUGUCAAGUCCUUUACAGAAGUUAAAUGGCUUUGAUUAGAACUUUUUGUUAGAUAUAUUAAACCAAAACCAUGUAUUACAAAACUAAAACCAUGUAUUUCAAAACUAUCAGAAAUGUAUUUAUUUCAGGUUAA